UCCUCUGCACGACGAUUCGAAGUUGGAAUCAUUCCUGAAUGUGUCGAGAAUUCCCGCCUAUGCAGACCCUGUUUGUAAUUUCCUAAAGCGAAGUAAAGUGUAGACGAACGGACUCCGUUGUUUUGUGAUUUGUAUCCUUGAGAAACUGUCAAGAGCGGAGAGAGUCGGGGAGACGGUGACACUUGUUCCCAAGUUUCCGUUCCAGCAUGACAACUCUGUGGAAAGUGCUUUUCAACUACCGCAUCCUUUACUUGGGGUGCAGCCGGUGCAAUUGAUAAAGGUACUCCGCAUUUGCUGAGGAAGCAUCUGUAGUUCCUGUCGAUCUCAGAAUAUGGCGUGCUGCACAGCGGUGUGUCUUCUCAUUACAUUGUUUUCUUGGGGGUUGGGAAACGCGUCUUCAUGUGUUUAGAGGGAACCCCCCCCCCAGCAAUCAACUAGCGAGUGGCACAUACCCAAGCGAUCGAUCCGAACACGGGACCGCGUCUGCUUCUUAGCAAAGACGGCCCACCAUGCCUGUUACAAGUACCAAUCUGUCGGCCACGUUUAUGAAGCUGUCGGGGCGUCUCCAUAUGAACUGCCACAUUUCUGGCACCCCGAAUGUCGCCAACGAGUCUCACCGACCUCCCGCCGCUCAGGGAAAGAUAGCUUAUCUCCCUUAUGGACGAAAGUAUGAAGAUUUUACUCUGAUUUUGCCUGGCACAUGUUUCGUCGUUAAGCAGAAAGUGGAUUGGACAUGCUCUUCGUUGCCUCGGAUGAACACAGUUCGCGGUCCACAGACAGCCUGAAAUCGUUCGACUAUUUGCUCCUGCUCCUCCCCACCACGCGUCUCCCAACUUGCGCCCUGCUCGUCUGGUGUUUUCGAGUUCCUGUUCCCACCACCGCAAAACUUUUUCCCAUCUACAGAACUCUGUGCUUACUCGUCGCCUCACGGUUCACUCUGUGUCUGAGCCCCCCCCUUUAGCUGGC
This is a messenger RNA of Toxoplasma gondii ME49, 966 nucleotides long. RefSeq lists its product as hypothetical. NCBI's taxonomy places the organism in Eukaryota, Apicomplexa, Conoidasida, Eucoccidiorida, Sarcocystidae. Bases 510 to 785 code for a protein of 91 amino acids. The record is from RefSeq and is a predicted model, not a curated record. The transcript has 3 exons.